AUGGACCAGAACAAAACGUACCUCCCACACUUUCUAUACAAUGGAAAGUUUUUAUCUAACAUGUGGAAACUACGUUUAAAUCUAAUGGGAGUCAUUGUUCAUGGAAUAGGCAUCUAUGGCUUCUUUGAUUAUUUCCAAUGGUCCCACGGUAGCAACCUCACCAUAUCUGUUCUGUUGCAAUGUCUUCUCAUGCUAGACAAAAUUCCGGACACAUUGUAUUUGCAAAUGGACAAUUGUCCUGGACAGAAUAAAAACCGAUAUAUACUUGGAUUCCUCUGUUGGUUGGUGGAGAUUGGCGUAUUCAAAAAAAUCAAAGUGUCAUUCCUCAUGGUCGGACACACGCAUGAGGAUAUAGAUCAAGUAUUCUCCAGAUUUUCUAGCCUCCUUUCCAGGCGGAGUGCUUUGACUCUAACCAAAUUAAUAACUGUGUUUGAAAGGUGUUACACUCCGGUACCAACAGGAAUAAGAACGGACAGAGUAUACAAUAUUUCAGAAGCCUUGGACCUUGAAAAUAUUUCAGGCCAUUCAAAGCCGCAUGCUUUUAAAAUAAUUAAGGAAGACGCAAAAGCGACGAUUUUUUGGAAGAAAUGGUCGACCGAUCGGAUAUGGCAAAAAUGUGAAGGAACCCUUCUUAAGGAUAAUGCAUUAGUAUUUAGGAAACUUAGUCCAUGUGUGGACGAUCUUGACAUGGAAAUUCUUGAGCGGGACGUGAGGGGCUCGUACAGAUAUUUUACAAAAAAUGAGGACAAACAGUGGUGGGAAAUUUUUUUUGCCGAAGUCAAUGAAGAGUAUGAUUCAGACGACGAAGAUGAUGGAAUUGCAGAGCAAUUAUUGGAUAAAAAAAGGCAGAAUUCCCCAAACACUGAAGAUCUAGAGGUUCACAUUUCCGACACAGAGGACCCUAUUCCCCCAGUUGUCAUUGGAAAGAGGCGGAAAGAAGCAGUCCCUCCUUGUACUAUAGUGGGGAUGAUGGCAUUAAUGGAUGUCCCUCGGUACGCCGGCGAGUGGCCACAGAUAGGCCAGAUAAUAUCUCGUGAGGGGGAUGAGGUAGACAUACACUGUGUGUCGCGUAUGGAGAGAGGCCAAUACAUGCUGGAGCUCUACUCCAAGACAUUAGGGAACUACCCAGACAACGCCCCACUCAACAACGCCCUCUUCAGCCACGCCCCCUCAACCACCUCAGCCAGCUGCUCCUCUUAG
Messenger RNA from Magallana angulata, 1200 nucleotides. RefSeq lists its product as uncharacterized. Bases 1 to 1200 code for a protein of 399 amino acids. The record is from RefSeq and is a predicted model, not a curated record. The transcript has 9 exons. Lineage: Eukaryota; Metazoa; Mollusca; Bivalvia; Ostreida; Ostreidae.